AUGGUUCUCACUAGAAGUGCCGCCAGCUCGUGUAGCAGCCCGCUUCCCGCUGACGCUAGCGCAGCCGUGCCUGAGCCUGUGUCUGCACUUGAGCCUGUACCUGCUCCUGUAUCCGCACAUGUGCCUGUUGCCGAGGAAGACCCUGAGAAAGAGGAGGAUCCUAAAGAAUUUGUACCAGUGGUGGACCUCACUCAAGAUGAUGAAGAAGAGGUGAUUCAUGUGGAGGAGGACCAAGCUGAGGAUGAUCAAGCUGAAACUGCACAAGAGGUACCUGAAGACACACCUGGAGCUGGACCUGGAGCUGUUCCACCGCCACCGCCGCCAGCACCGCAGCAGCCAGAGAAGUGGACCUUGUAG
Panicum virgatum (switchgrass) is the source of this 357-nucleotide messenger RNA. Its product is annotated as predicted GPI-anchored protein 58. The record is from RefSeq and is a predicted model, not a curated record. The coding region runs from base 1 to 357 and encodes 118 amino acids. Lineage: Eukaryota; Viridiplantae; Streptophyta; Magnoliopsida; Poales; Poaceae. The transcript has a single exon.